ACAUCACUGCCGUCAAGUGAACACUGUAGUGUCGCAAAAAAGAAAUAUGGCGACUGCAAUGACAGGACGUGGUAUGGCUUUCAUUAGAAGUAUAUCUGGGGUGUUGCAAUCACGGUUACAGGCUCUGGGUGCCGGUCCUCUGCAGCUCUCAUGUCUGCACACGAGCACGUCACUGGAAUCAAAGCACUGGGAGAGGAACAACCUGAAAAUAUUUCCACCUCAGAAACCAGAUGAACCUCGCCGGCCAGCAGAGGUUUACCACAGCAGAAGGCAGAUUAAGUACAGCAAAGACAAGAUGUGGUACCUGGCCCACAUGAUCAGAGGGAUGAGCAUCGAUCAGGCCAUUGCACAGCUGCAGUUCAACGACAAGAAGGGAGCAAAGAUCAUGAAAGAGGUUCUUGAGGAAGCCCAGGAGAUGGCGGUCAAAAAUCACAAUGUAGAGUACAAAUCCAACCUGUAUGUAGCUGAGUCCAACUCUGGCAAAGGGAGGUACUUGAAGCGGAUCCGUUACCACGGUCGCGGGAGGUUCGGCAUCAUGGACAAAGUGAACUGUCACUACUUUGUCAAGCUGGUGGAAGGCUCACCCCCCAAAGUGGAGGAGAGGACGAGCUUCGACCAGGCCAAAGAGUACGUCGAGUACCUCAAGAGCAGAACCAUCGUCCACAGCCUGUAGACCUGCUGAUAGGAGGAUAUUUCACAUGAUAUUUUUCUCUGUAUGUGUGUGUGUCAUUUGACUUUUGUAAAUAAAGCAUAAAACUUUA
Gymnodraco acuticeps is the source of this 761-nucleotide messenger RNA. RefSeq names its product mitochondrial ribosomal protein L22 (gene mrpl22). Gene Ontology annotation, cellular component: ribosome; mitochondrial large ribosomal subunit. The record is from RefSeq and is a predicted model, not a curated record. Gene Ontology annotation, biological process: ribosome assembly; translation. The transcript has 7 exons. The coding region runs from base 47 to 673 and encodes 208 amino acids. Lineage: Eukaryota; Metazoa; Chordata; Actinopteri; Perciformes; Bathydraconidae. Gene Ontology annotation, molecular function: structural constituent of ribosome.